AUGGGGGCAGGGAGAAGGAUCGAGGGGACGCCACCCCAAGGAUGUGUCUGGCCACUGGUUUGGUGGGCACGGCAGGCUAACUGUAAAGAGGAAGUGUCCCUCCCCCAUGGUGCCCGCCCCUCCCGGUGGGUGGACAUUUGUGCAAGCUUAGGCACUGCCAGCCACAGCACCCUUCCUGCCCCACACCCCCUAGACAGCCUCAGGAAGUCAGGCUGGGCUGCCAGACCCAGGGACCUUGCUCCCUGCCCUGGGGCCCAUAAAGACACAGCGAACCUGGCCUGGCCUGGACCACCUCCAGGUCCCCCUCUGCUGGCGGCACAGGGCCUGGAGCAGUUUUUCAGGACGACUUGCUCUCCAUUUUUCUCAGCCGGCUUGGCACCGAGGCUGCCCCGGCUGUCCCCAGUUCACCCGGGCCCGCCCCAGUCAGAGGGUCAAGUCCACCGCGGCUCCUCCCACAUUACCCUUCCGGAGAGGUCCCCACCCGCCACAUCCUCCUCCUGCGCCACCUCCGGCAGUCAGGUAGCUCGGAAAGGUGAACGGCCCUUUGCCUGCGACUGGCCGGGCUGCGACAAGAAGUUUGCACGCUCAGACGAGCUGGCCCGCCACCACCGGACGCACACGGGCGAGAAGCGCUUCCCCUGCCCGCUCUGCACCAAGCGCUUCACGCGCAUGCCCAGCCGUCCACGCAGCUCAAGAAUUGAGCACCCGCUGUAUGUCAGCUUCCAGUUGCACCCCCGGGGCCACCCAGAAGCCGGUGAGAGCGAAGGCCCCCUCCCUGGGGAACAGACACUGGCAAACCCCAACCGUCUGGUCCAGAGCCCCAGGCACCUGCUGUUCAGGAAAGCCGCUGGCCCGCCGCCUGGUGGCCGCCUCUGGUAUUGCACCCAGGUCUGGCUGACCCCACCUCGGUAG
Messenger RNA from Fukomys damarensis (Damara mole-rat), 912 nucleotides. RefSeq names its product Kruppel like factor 16 (gene Klf16). Gene Ontology annotation, biological process: regulation of transcription by RNA polymerase II. Gene Ontology annotation, molecular function: RNA polymerase II cis-regulatory region sequence-specific DNA binding; DNA-binding transcription factor activity, RNA polymerase II-specific. Bases 1 to 912 code for a protein of 303 amino acids. Lineage: Eukaryota; Metazoa; Chordata; Mammalia; Rodentia; Bathyergidae. The record is from RefSeq and is a predicted model, not a curated record. The transcript is spliced from 4 exons.